This is a messenger RNA of Paramecium primaurelia, 1917 nucleotides long. NCBI's taxonomy places the organism in Eukaryota, Ciliophora, Oligohymenophorea, Peniculida, Parameciidae. The record is from the annotation of a GenBank genome assembly.
AUGAAAACUAAAGAAAUAAGGAAAAGAGAGGAUAUUUUAAUAAAGCUUAAAAUCAAGUAUACUAAUAUCGAAGAAUUAAAUAAUCAAGUAUUUGAAGAAUUUUUUUUUAAUAAAUUAAAAGAAUUUUGUUUUUCAACUCGUAAUUAUGAAUUGUGUCCAACUAUUUAGCAAAUUAUUAAAAGAAAUCCAUUUUAAUAAUAACUAAAUUAUUUUAAAUAGGUGCAUGAUUAAAAAAUUAUUAAAAGAGAAACUAAAAUUCAAUAUUUUUAAGAUAAACUUAUAUAGCUUUUAAAAUCAAAUAGAGUUGUUCCUAAAAUUUUGACUUCUAUUAAAGUAAAAGAUAAUUCAAUUAAAUUAAAAAAUCGCAAUCCUCCUUUACUUGAUGAUAUUCAUAAAGCUUAAGAAAAUGAUGAUUAUAUAGUGGAUGAAGUUAAUUUAGAUAUAUAAGAAAAGAAUUUAGAAGAUUUACCAAUAGAUUAAUUGAUUUUGUUAUCCUUAAAAAAAUUAGAAUAAAACAUUGAAAAAUAUUGUAGUCCAAAUUUUCUUUGUUAUUAAGAAGUUGCAUAAAUUAAAGAUACAUAUCAAAAAAUGGGUAGUAUUGAUUUGAAAUCAAAUAAAAAUUAUGAAGAAAUCUAUAUUAUUUAUGGUAAGUUUGUUAAUAAAUUAAAUUAAAUUGUAACUGGAUUUGAUAAUGAAGACUUCUUUAGAGUAGUUGGACCAUUAAAAAAUAUAAUUUUAAGAAAAAUCGGUAAAAUAGUCUUAUCUGAAUUAGUUAAAAAUUAAAUAGCUUUGCCAAAAAUAUUAACUCAAAUUUCAUUACUACAUGCUAAUGAAUAAAGUAAUUUUGGUUAAAAAAGAGCAUUUGAAUUAAGAUUUACUCAUGAUUUUUUAGAUUAAAUAUUAACAAUGCCUGAAGUUAAAGAUUUUAUAGAGAUUUUUAAUUUCCCUUAUUUGCAGAGAUGUACAACUUGGAGAGCAAUUAAAAAUUAUUACUUUUAAAUAAUAGCUACUAAUUUUAAAGAAUAAGAAAAUUAAACUGAAAAUGAAAUAUUAUCAUUUUAACUUUAAGAAAUUUAUGAAAAUAUAAAUAUUCACUCUGAAGAACUCAAAAAACUAUCUAGAUUUGGUACAGUAGCUAAAAUGUUUACACAAGUUGAAUAAAGAUUAAAUUAUUUAUUAGAUAAAAAAGUAAUUAUAGAUGAUUGUGAUGAUGAAACUAAAGAAUUUUUACUUAUUGCAUAUCAAUUAUUAAAAAUUAAAACAGCAAUAAAUGCAAAAUUAAAUAAAUAAAAUGGAGAUAUAAUAUUAGAUGAACCAAUAAAAAAGAAAAAACCAUAUCAAAAAAGAGAAAUCAAAGAUAAAAAAGAUUUAGAUAAAAUCAAUUAAAAAUAUAGAACUAUGACAUUAAUGCUUGCUAAUCAAAGAAGAAAGAUCUCAUAUUUAUUAAAAUACUUUAUACAAUCUUUGAAUGCUGGAAAUUAACCAUUUCCUUUUAUCUUAGGAAUAAUGGAAUGGAAAAGGUUCAAUAUUAGAGCAACAAUUAAUUAAUAAUCAUUAGACUUUUUAGUAACAGAUGCUGUAUUUAUGAAAUUUAUGCAUGAUGAAUACAAAAUUGAUAUAAGUUCUGGAACAAGUUAAGAAAGAAUUGAUAAAAUAAUAAAUGAACCUUAUUCAGAAUAUGUUAAGAAAUCUGAUUCUUAGACUUUGAAUAGUUGGACUUAGUUAUUAGCAAAGUAAGCACGUUUAGUGAAUGAAUAAAAAGAAUUAAUUAGUUUGUAAAUAAGAAAAAUUCUUAAUACUAAUAAUUUUAAUAAGGAAGUAGAUAAUCUUGUUUAAUCAGGAUAAACUAGUACAAUUUAUACAUAAUUAAUUUCAGAUUUAAUUAAAAUAAGAGAAUUUGUAAAUCAAUUAUAUUGA